Messenger RNA from Dictyostelium discoideum AX4, 480 nucleotides. RefSeq lists its product as hypothetical. The coding region runs from base 1 to 480 and encodes 159 amino acids. The transcript has a single exon. The record is from RefSeq and is a predicted model, not a curated record. NCBI's taxonomy places the organism in Eukaryota, Evosea, Eumycetozoa, Dictyosteliales, Dictyosteliaceae.
AUGCAAGAAAUAAAAUUACCAGUACCACCAUUUAAUAAUAUUGAAGAUGCAAUUAAAAAAGUUAGAAUGGCAGAAGAUGCAUGGAAUUCAAGGAAUGCAGAAACUGUUUCACUUGCAUACAGUUUGGAUACAAAAUGGAGAAAUAGGAAUGAAUUUAUUAAUGGUAGAACACAAGUUGUUGAAUUUUUAAAAAAGAAAUGGGAAAAAGAGGUUGAAUAUAGACUAAUUAAAGAGUUGUGGACAUUUCAAGCUGGUAGUAAUAGAAUUGCCGUCAGAUUUGCAUAUGAAUGGAAAGAUUUAAAUGGUAAUUGGUUUAGAUCAUAUGGAAAUGAAAAUUGGGAAUUCAAUGAAUUUGGUCUAAUGGUUCAAAGACAUGCAUCAAUAAAUGAUCUCUCAAUUAGUGAAUCACAAAGAUUAUUUCAUUGGCCAUGCGGUAAAAGACCUGAUGAUCAUCCAAGUUUAUCAGAUUUAGGUUUAUAA